GUUUCAGGCUGAGCUUUCUUCUCAUGCUUUCUACACUGGGAGUGUUAUUUCUGCUACUGAAAAUUUCCUCUCAAGCUGCGCUACCCACAGAUCUACCAGACGUUUGCGAAGAAAACGAAGUCUUUAAGGAUUGCGCUCCGACUUGCGAGCCCACAUGCAGAUUUCCAGAUGUGAAAUGCGAAGAAAGCUGUGAAGACAAUGUAUGCCGAUGUAAAGAGGGUUACAUUAGAAGUGAGAUAGGAGGACCAUGCAUACCUGCAUCUGCUUGUCCUCCAAUGCCAAGCGAUUUCUUCGAUUUUACAUCGUUGAUGCCCACGUGUGACGGUGUCGUUUGUGACGAUAAUACACAUUGCGAGAUAGUUGAUUUACCGUGUGUGGAUAGCCAUUGUCCUCAAGAAGCUGUAUGCGUUGACGAUGUUUGAGAUUGCUGACUAUCCUUUGACCACC
Molecule: messenger RNA, 447 nt
Organism: Cylicocyclus nassatus
Lineage: Eukaryota; Metazoa; Nematoda; Chromadorea; Rhabditida; Strongylidae
Source: the annotation of a GenBank genome assembly